Molecule: messenger RNA, 1635 nt
Organism: Penicillium malachiteum
Lineage: Eukaryota; Fungi; Ascomycota; Eurotiomycetes; Eurotiales; Aspergillaceae
Product: general substrate transporter
Exons: 6
Coding region: 1-1635 (544 amino acids)
Biological process (GO): transmembrane transport; carbohydrate transport
Cellular component (GO): membrane
Molecular function (GO): carbohydrate:proton symporter activity
Source: RefSeq, a predicted model, not a curated record
AUGAACCAACUUGAAAAGCAAGCUUCUUCAGAGGCGAAGCACAUCGAAUCUGCCCCAACGAUGCCACCCACAUCUGAGAAGGCGCUGGUCAGAGAUGCUUGGGAAAGCUCUGCAGUCGAGCACAAUCUGACUGUCUAUCACGCAAUUAAUGCUUACCCGAUGGCAAUAUUCUGGUGUCUUGUUGUCUCAUUAUGUGUUAUUAUGGAAGGUUAUUCUCAAAUUCUGGUACAAUCACUCUACGCCUAUCCACAAUUUCAGAAGCACUUUGGGAGCGUUAUUGGUCAUGAUGCAUCAGGGGCACCUGUCUACCAACUAACAGCAGCAUGGCAAGCUGGACUUACGAACGCAUCGACCGUCGGUGGAUUUUUCGGGACGAUUUUAAAUGGUCAUGUUGUUGAUUGGUACGGACACCGUAAAGUUCUUUUCUGGGCACUGAUUGUUGAAGUUGGGUUCACAUUUAUCACCUUCUUCGCUUCGGAUAUUACCGUUCUGUGUGUUGGACAGGUCUUGAUGGGCGUACCUUGGGGAAUUUUUGCAACAUCUGCACCGGCAUAUGCAUCCGAGAUUCUCCCGAUGGUCCUUCGCAUCUACUUCACAAGUUUUACCAAUAUGUGUUUCUGCGCGGGUCAGUUGACUGCAGCUGGCGUUCUCCGUGCUCUGGCGAAUCGCCCAGACGAGUGGUCCUACCGGAUUCCAUUUGCAAUUCAGUGGGUAUGGCCUGCUUUCCUCAUUCCUGCGAUUUUCUUUGCGCCGCCUAGCCCAUGGUACGAAGUUCAGAAAGGGAGGUUGGAUUCCGCCAAACAGUCUUUGAUGCGAUUGCAGCGGAGGUCUGCUGCUAUUGACUCGAACAAGACCCUUGCAAUGAUUGUGUCUACAAAUCAACUGGAGGAGGAAAUAAUAGCUGGAACCUCUUACUGGGAUUGCUUCAAGUCAUUUGAAUGCCGCCGUACUGAGAUCGCCUGUAUGGCAUUCUGUGGACAAGUCUUAUCCGGAUCCAACUUCGCUUACAAUUCUUCGUAUUUCUUCGAGCAACUCGGUUUGAACACAUCUACAGUCUACUCUCUUAAUCUGGGUGGUCUCGGCCUCGCUCUUGGAGGCACAAUCAUCAGUUGGAUCUUAUGUAUGCCUUAUUUCGGCCGCCGAACGCUUUACUUAUGGGGGAUGUUCACAAUGACUUUAUUGCUGUUCAUUAUUGGUAUUCUGAAUAUCUGGACUACUCGCCCCACUGUUGGGUAUACUCAAGCUGCCUUGGCCAUGUUCUGGAAUCUCAUUUUCGAUAUGACCGUCGGUCAACUUGGGUGGUCACUUCCUGCUGAGGUUGGAUCAACCAGAGUCCGCCAGAAAACAAUUUGUCUAGCACGUAUCGCCUACUAUCUUAUGAACAUAGUAGCUGGUGUGUUACAGCAAUACUUCAUGAAUCCGACGGCUUGGAAUCUCAGCGGCUAUACAGAAACAGGAUUCUUCUGGGCUGGGACAGCUGCCAUCGUCUAUCUAUGGGCUUUCUUCCGUCUCCCCGAGACCAAGAAUCGCACAUACGAGGAACUUGAUAUUCUAUUCUCUCGUAAGACGCCAGCGCGGGCGUUCAAAGGGGCAAAGAUUGAUGAGGAUGAAAAUACCUCUGGGUCAAUGCCAUAG